Frankliniella occidentalis (western flower thrips) is the source of this 2511-nucleotide messenger RNA. RefSeq names its product glutamate-gated chloride channel (gene GluClalpha). NCBI's taxonomy places the organism in Eukaryota, Metazoa, Arthropoda, Insecta, Thysanoptera, Thripidae. The transcript has 8 exons. Gene Ontology annotation, biological process: signal transduction; chloride transmembrane transport; regulation of membrane potential. Gene Ontology annotation, cellular component: membrane; synapse; neuron projection. The coding region runs from base 847 to 1905 and encodes 352 amino acids. Gene Ontology annotation, molecular function: neurotransmitter receptor activity; chloride channel activity; extracellular ligand-gated monoatomic ion channel activity. The record is from RefSeq and is a predicted model, not a curated record.
CUUUUUCUAUUUAUUAUGAAACAGAACGCAAAAUGUAGCCGAAUUUAUAAGCAUGUUUGUAACGUUGCACCUGUUUCUUGCUUCGGUGUAUUUUAUCUUUGUAUAAAAGCACCGACAUCCAUGCAAAUCACACAGUCUGGAAGAAAUUUAGGGCUGACAGGCGACGUAAUAGGUGAGAGGGUGUUUGAAUUGUCUUUUUGAAGCAUUUUUGGAACUAUUCAAUUUUCACCUUUAGAAAAGGCUAGGAAAAAUGUAGGUAAAAGAAUUGGUUGCUCUCGCACAGCUUGAAGAAGUCGUAAUUUUCACAUCCCCAAAACAAAUGGACACCGAUAAAGAGCAAAAGAAAUGAAGUUGUCAGACAAUCUGCCUCAAUAAAUCUGAAUAGUCGCGACGGCAGGAGUUUUCCAACUUUUUUUUACUAACAUUUAGUUACAGCACUGAGCCUACUGAGAACCAUUCGCGAAUGCGACGACAUUGCCAUUGUAUGCGCCUUGAUCCUGGUUGAUUGCUGUUUUUGUUGUAGAAGAUCUUGUGUUUGUUUAUCAUAUUUUGGUACUAGAAUGUAUGUUUACUUGAAUGGUAUGUCGUGUCGUUUUCACCUUCCACGUAAAUGUCCUAAGCACGACGUGUGAGAGUAAAUGAUGACUGCUAUGAUUAUUCCUAAAAGUAUCAUCUGUAAAGGAGCCAACAUUGUUAGACUAACGUAUAUGCUCCUCCCACAACUAAAAAAUAACAAACUUCUUUUCACUAAAAAGAACUUCUUUCUUGUUUUCCGACCGAGUAGAACCGACGGUUGUAACCGUGAACUUCUAUCUCCGUUCUAUCAGCAAAAUUGACGAUUAUAAAAUGGAGUACAGCGUUCAGCUUACAUUCCGAGAGCAGUGGCUCGAUGAACGACUGAAAUUCAAUGACUUUAAUGGAAAAAUUAAGUACCUGACCUUGACGGACGCCGCUAGGGUGUGGAUGCCGGACUUGUUCUUCUCAAACGAAAAAGAAGGCCACUUCCAUAACAUCAUUAUGCCCAACGUCUACAUCCGUAUCUUUCCGUACGGCUCCGUCCUCUACAGUAUUCGCAUUUCGCUCACAUUGUCGUGCCCGAUGAACCUCAAGCUGUAUCCCUUAGAUAGACAAGUCUGCUCCUUACGGAUGGCCAGCUAUGGGUGGACAACCAACGACUUGGUAUUUUUGUGGAAGGACGGCGAUCCUGUACAAGUUGUCAAGAACCUCCAUCUUCCUCGGUUUACACUGGAAAAGUUCUUAACGGACUAUUGUAACUCGAAGACUAAUACAGGAGAGUACAGUUGCCUCAAGGUAGAUCUACUCUUCAAGCGGGAGUUCUCAUACUACCUCAUCCAGAUCUACAUUCCCUGCUGCAUGUUGGUCAUCGUGUCCUGGGUGUCCUUCUGGUUGGACCAAAGCGCCGUGCCUGCCCGCGUGUCGCUGGGGGUCACCACUCUGCUCACCAUGGCCACACAAACCUCAGGUAUCAACGCCUCGCUGCCGCCCGUCUCGUACACCAAGGCCAUCGACGUGUGGACGGGCGUGUGCCUCACGUUCGUGUUUGGCGCGCUGCUCGAGUUCGCGCUGGUCAACUACGCGUCCCGCUCGGACAUGCACCGCGAGAACAUGAAGAAGCAGCGCGCCGCGUGCGAGGCCCUGGACCACGGCCCGGACCCCGGCGACCUCAUGGAGGACGGCAACACCACCUUCCCCAUGGUCCGGCAGUGCGAGAUCCACAUGCAGCAGAGCCGGCCGAACUGCUGCAAGACUUGGCUGUCCAAGUUCCCCACGCGCUCCAAGCGCAUCGACGUCAUCUCCCGCAUCACGUUCCCGCUCGUCUUCGCGCUGUUCAACCUGAUUUACUGGUCCACGUACCUGUUCCGGGAGGAGGCCGAGGACCAGUAAACCUUCCCCACAUCCUCAUCAUCCUUCAUGCCGGGUCGACGUGAUCCGAGUCACUUGGAGCGCUUGCCACCAGACGAGUUGCGGACCACGACGGCGCCGGACACCGACAAGAAACUGCCAACCUCACCAUUUUCUACUCCUGGGCUGCUGGCAGCUCCCUGCACCUGCAGCCAGGUGUGCCAACAACGGAACCAAAGUCGUGCGCGUCAUUAGAAAACAGAAGUGCCUUCACAGAAAGAAGAAAUUGCCAUCUCCCUUCCCUUUUCGCACAGUAUCUUAUGCGUAUAUACUCAUCGUGUUGUGCAGCGUGAUUGUGUAUCUAUGCAUGUGUGUAUUUAUGUGUGUAUGUGUGUUAGUCCGCGCGUGUGUGCACGUGCACGUGCGCGCGCGCGCGCGUGUAAGUGUGUUUGUGUGACAUGUGUGUGUGUGUGUGUGUGUGUGUGUGUGUGUGUGUGUGACGAGAGGGCUCUCAACCGCUCACUUGUAUAGCCAAACGACUAUUUUGUCCGUGCAGAGCCCUUAAGAGUCGCCAAACCAAAAUGUACUUAAAAUGGACGAGGUCUGUGAUCAUAUUUUUUAUUAAAAGAGACAUUGCGUGCAGGAGAA